GGUCCACUUUACGCUGGUCCUUGUCGCCAGUUCUGAAGUCGUUCUAGCCCUUUUCCUGCUUCCACCCGGCCAUGCUUUCAGCCAAGAGCCUCUGUGUGUUUCUGUGGUUCGCGGCGGUCGCGGCGUUCGCCCCUGCAGACAAGAUGACAGCAGUCACGGUGUACUGGGAUGCCGAACAUAAGACGGUCCUGCUCAAGGAAGGGGUGCUGGAGACGGAGGGGGAUGCAUACGGGUACCUGAACGACACCCUGUCCAGUACAGGCUGGAGCGUGCUAGAGAUCCGCGCCGGCUACGGACAGACCCCAGAGACUGACGAGCUCACCUUCUUCCUGGCCGGCUACCUCGAAGGCUUCCUCACCGCCCAGCAGAUGAUGGACCACUACGCCAACAUGUACCCGCAGCUCAUCCAUGACCCGAAGAUCCUCGGCCCGGUUCAUAGUUUCAUGGCGAAGCAGGACUCAUGGGUCAGAGAACAAGUGAGGCAGAACAAGAGCUGUGAUCCUCUGUGGAAGCAUGCAGGCUUCAUCGUGGCCCAGAUGGACGGACUGCACGCGGGUGUAAGGGACUGGGCCAAGAAACAAGGAAAAAAGCCGCUGUCCCUGUUUGCCAUCCAGUUCCUGAAUGCAGUGGGAGACCUCCUGGAUCUGAUCCCGGCCUUGGUCCCCGGCUCCAGUCCCCCACUCAGAGACUUCAAACUUCCAGGGAUGGGACACUGCUCUGCGCUCAUCAAGAUGCUUCCUGGCUUUGAGAACCUCCUGUUUGCCCACUCCAGCUGGUACACGUACGCUGCCACCAUGCGGAUCUACAAACACUGGGACUUCCGCAUCACUGAUCCUCACGCGGCCACGGGGAAACUGUCCUUCAGCAGCUACCCUGGCUUCCUGGUGUCUCUGGAUGACUUCUACCUCUUGGGCAGUGGUCUGAUGAUGACCCAGACCACCAACAAUGUCUUCAACUCCUCCCUUUUCGACAUGGUCACCCCCCACAGCCUGCUGGCAUGGCAGAGGGUCCGGCUGGCUCACAGUCUGGCUCGUACCGGAGAGGACUGGGCCAAGACCUUCUCCAUGUACAACUCUGGUACAUACAACAACCAAUACAUGGUGUUGGACAGGAGCAAAGUGAAGCUGGGCCACAGUGUUGAUGACGGUGCUCUGACUGUGGUGGAGCAGAUCCCCGGCCUGGUGGAGUACUCGGACCAGACACAGGCUCUGCGCAGAGGUUACUGGCCGUCCUACAACAUACCUUUCCACAGGAAGAUCUACUCGCUCAGCGGUUACGGAGAAAUGUGGAAAGCGCACGGAGAGGACUUCUCCUAUGAUCUCUGUCCCAGAGCCAAGAUCUUCCGCCGCGACCAGGCCGAUGUCAAGGACCUGGACUCCCUGAAGCACAUCAUGAGGUUCAAUGACUACAAGAAGGAUCCGUACUCCAAAGGUGACCCCUGCAAGUCCAUCUGCUGCCGUAACGACUUGAGGUCAGAGAGGCCUUCGCCAGGAGGUUGCUAUGACACUAAGGUGACAGAUUUCCAAAUGGCUGGCGACUUCAGUGCGGAGGCAGUGAACGGGCCGACCACACAGGACGGACUCCUGCCGUUCUCUUGGGAUAAAUUCAGCAGCAUCAGCCACCAAGGUCUGCCGCAGUACUACAACUUCACCUUCGUCAGGAUGCAGCCUCUCCUGUUCCAGCCAUGAGGUGUGUGUGUGAGAGAGAGAUGAAAACAGAUGCUUUUGUUCUAAUAAUACGUAUUACUGAAUUCUCAGGGUAAAAGGUACAAUCUGUUACUAUUACGGUUCAUUCAUCUGUGAUUUUAUUUUAUCUGCUGCUUAAGGAUCAGAAUUGCGUCCCACCAACAUGUGCUCCCUUUUCAAUGUAAACAUUUGCUGAGUAACAGUUCUUCAUUCCACCUGAUAAAAUGCGAGACUUGCCUUUCAAUCUGUUAAACAGCCAAAUUGAUUUUAAAUCAGUCCUGUACUCAGGAUUGAUUAACUUUGGAAUACAGUAGAAAUCAGAAGUGUCUUUAAAACCUGCAGCCACUUGUGCCUUGAACACUUUGUGAUAUUGUGAAAUGCAGACGUCUCGUCCUUUUGUGCUGAUUUUUUUCUGAAAUGCUUGAAUGUGUCCAUAAAUGAAAACACUAUCAUUGCAAUGGUAAAUAAAAACAAUCUGUGCAAUGCCAUUCUCAGGGAAGUUGGGAGUGUGAUCAAUUUUUUUUGCACUGUGCAAAAUGAAAGUCAGGUUUUAGGUUUGUACUUUUGAACAAGCCUUUGUUUCUUUGUGAAAUGCUGCACAUUCUUUUAUCGUGCUAUGAUUUCAUGUGUUAAUGGAUUUAUUAAAGUGUUGCUUCUUGCA
Molecule: messenger RNA, 2346 nt
Organism: Scophthalmus maximus (turbot)
Lineage: Eukaryota; Metazoa; Chordata; Actinopteri; Pleuronectiformes; Scophthalmidae
Gene: plbd1a
Product: phospholipase B domain containing 1a
Exons: 11
Coding region: 72-1688 (538 amino acids)
Biological process (GO): phospholipid catabolic process
Cellular component (GO): extracellular region
Molecular function (GO): glycerophospholipase activity
Source: RefSeq, a predicted model, not a curated record